UGUCAUGUUCUCACAUAAAGACCGAAGUGAAGACCGAAGAAGAGGAUUUGAGAAGUAAAACUGGAGGUUUUCUGUGUCCAGCAUGUGGUGAACAACUUUUCUACGAGAAGUAUUUCCUUGAACAUAUCAGGGAACGUCAUUAUAAGCCUGACCUACGAGUACAAGAUGAGGAGCACAGUUUGUUACAUGAGUUUGCUGGAAGUUCUGUUCAUGAAAAUGUUCAUGUAACUACAGAACAAGAUGGUUGUUGUGUUCAAAAUAAAUGUGAUGUUCUUAAAUCAGAAGUAAAAACUGAGCAGAGUGAAUUCAAUGGAGAGGCUGGAGGUUUUCUCUGCUCAGUUUGUGGGGAAACAUUUUUAGAGGAGGACAGUUUUAUUAAUCAUAUCAAUGAUCACUUUAAUAAUUCUAGUAAACAAAAAAGACCACGAUGUGCUGAAUUUCAAAAUGACAGUGAUUAUACAGGGUCUGGGAUGAGUAAUAAAUCAGACAAUUCUACCGUUUCUCAGGAGAUUCCCAAUUCUCCAGAAAAUAUUCGUGCUGGCGAAAAGCAGUUGAAAUGUCCUGAUUGUUCAUAUUCAACUACACGAAAAAGAACUCUUCAAUAUCACUUAACAACUCACUCCGGAGAGAAACCGUUCAAAUGCUCAGAUUGUUCGUAUGCAACAGCUCGUAAAUCAGACCUCAAAAAACAUCAGAAGACUCACUCCGGAGAGAGACCAUUUAAAUGUUCUGAUUGUUCCUAUACAGCAGCUCAGAAAUCAGACCUUAAAAGACAUAUAAGUACUCACUCCGGAGAGAAACCGUUCAAAUGUUCAGAUUGUUCGUAUGCGACAGCUCGUAAAUCACGCCUCAAAAAUCAUAUGAUGACUCACUCUGGAGACAAACCAUUUAAAUGUUCAGAUUGUUCGUAUGCAACAGCUGAGAAAGCAGACCUUAAAAGACAUAUGAGUACUCACUCCGGAGAGAAACCGUUCAAAUGUUCAGAUUGUUCGUAUGCAGCAGGUCGGAAAUCAGACCUCAAAAAACAUCAGAAGACUCACUCCGGAGAGAGACCAUUUAAAUGUUCUGAUUGUUCCUAUACAGCAGCUCAGAAAUCAGACCUUAAAAGACAUAUUAGUACUCACUCCGGAGAGAAACCGUUCAAAUGUUCAGAUUGUUCGUAUGCGACAGCUCGUAAAUCAAAUCUACUAAAACACCAACAAAUGCAUGCUAGAAAAGUUUAACCCGGCAUGAACAAACUGUUAAUGUUAUUACGGAAUGAUCAUAAUAUAAUAUGCUGGUGAACAAAAAGUGUAUCUUUUUGAACAUGAUCAAAAGACUCGUAAUGGUGAAACCCUCCUUCCCCAAUUUAUAAUCUGUUAAACAUAACUAUUGUGUUUCACUAGAGUAAUCAUUUAGAGACCUCCCCCUCUCCCUCCCCUAGUGAUUAUGAAAUACAUGUGAACCGGUGAACGACCCCUAUGGAAACCCAUUUUGUCAAUUGAAAUAAUUAAUAAUAUAAUUGUACUUCAGUUUAAAAGGUUCUUUGCGAUAUCUUUGUGUAAAUCCUAUUUUAAAUUCUAUUUUAAAUCCUAUUUUGAAUCCUAUUUUGAAUCCUAUUUUUAAUCCUAAUUAUAACA
Bolinopsis microptera is the source of this 1619-nucleotide messenger RNA. Its product is annotated as gastrula zinc finger protein XlCGF7.1-like. NCBI's taxonomy places the organism in Eukaryota, Metazoa, Ctenophora, Tentaculata, Lobata, Bolinopsidae. The coding region runs from base 471 to 1223 and encodes 250 amino acids. The record is from RefSeq and is a predicted model, not a curated record. Gene Ontology annotation, molecular function: RNA polymerase II transcription regulatory region sequence-specific DNA binding; DNA-binding transcription factor activity, RNA polymerase II-specific. Gene Ontology annotation, biological process: regulation of transcription by RNA polymerase II. The transcript has a single exon.